AUGUUCGACGUUCAGUCCCCCGUUCGACAAGAUGCUCAGUUUGAUUUGCUUUCGUUUCAGGUGUAUUUGAAGUGCAAUUUUUUGCAAAAGGUGGCAGUAGUAGUGCAAGACAAGGCAGUGGACAGGAACACGAUGAUGUCUGCACAAGAUGAGACCGGCAACCUCGGCCAGGCGCAGGAGCCGCUGCUCGGGAUGCCAAAGAACGGCGAAAUGGACGAAGUGGAGCUCAAAAACAUAGAAAUCCAGCUACCCACCGCCAGAAUCUUGUCCAAGGAAGGCUGGCCAGGCAUGGAGGAAAUGAUAAUCGAGACUUCUCGAGGGAACGUGGUGGUUGGCGUGCAGGGACGAGGACGACGACAUACCAUGCUCACUUAUCAUGACAUCGGCAUGAACUACAUCUCCAACUUCCAGACCUUUUUCAACUACAUCGACAUGCGCAUCGCGAUGGAGACGUUCACGGUGUACCACGUGACAGCUCCCGGGCAGGAGGAGAAUGCAACUUCGCUGUCGGAAACCUUCGUGUAUCCAACGAUGGACGAACUCGCCGCUCAGCUUGAAGAGGUGUGUCAGAAGCUAAGUCUGAAGAACUUUAUCGGACUCGGCGUGGGAUUUGGUGCCAACAUUUUGGCGCGAUUCGGUAUCAAUCACCCGGGAUCGUUGGACGCGUUGUGCCUCGUCAACUGCGUGUCCACGCAGUCCGGCUGGAUUGAAUGGGGUUAUCAGAAGAUGAACAUUCGAUCGCUGCGGAAUGCUGGCUCGUUGACGGCCAAUGCCCUCGAGUACCUGCUGUGGCACCACUUUGGGAAGGCGCAAGAGACUCGCAACCACGACUUGGUGCAAGUUUAUCGCCAGUACUUUGCUGACAAAAUGAAUCCGCACAACUUGUCGCUGCUCUUGGAGACGUACAUCACGCGAUCGGAUCUCGGGAUCCAGCGACUGAACGUGCAGUGUGGUGCCCCACCCGGGAAGGGUACACUGGCCAUGCCUGUGUUACUCAUUACUGGACACUAUUCCCCGCACGUUGAAGACACAGUCACACUCAAUAGCCGCCUCGACCCGUCCAAGUCGUCGUGGCUCAAGUUAUCCGAUUGCGGGAUGCCGCUUGAAGAGCGACCGGAAAAGGUGUGCGAGGCAUUGCGGCUGUUUUUGCAGGGAGCCGGGUUCAUCCCGACCCUUUCCCAGCGGAAGUUGAGCAGGUCGAGGUCGAUUGAGUCUGGAGAUGUGCCGCAUGUGCCGACGAAGGACUUGAAUUUGCCCGUCGGCGAGGCAAUUAAGGAAGAAGCUGGCGAGUCACCGACUUCGGCCACACCCACUGCUGUGUGCUGA
Notodromas monacha is the source of this 1326-nucleotide messenger RNA. Lineage: Eukaryota; Metazoa; Arthropoda; Ostracoda; Podocopida; Cyprididae. The record is from the annotation of a GenBank genome assembly.